Molecule: messenger RNA, 489 nt
Organism: Lingula anatina
Lineage: Eukaryota; Metazoa; Brachiopoda; Lingulata; Lingulida; Lingulidae
Product: heparan-alpha-glucosaminide N-acetyltransferase
Source: RefSeq, a predicted model, not a curated record
AUGUAUGCAUCGCUCCACGCCCUGUGGAUUGUUAUACUACUGUUGCAAGUUGUACACGGAACUGUGAAGCCCUGGAUGUCACCGUUACGAGAUUGUGUCAUGGAUACGUCACUACUAGUUGUGACAUCAGCCGUGGAUGAGAAUUUAACACUAUCAUUUACAAGUGACGAAUGCUACAAGUGCCCCUUUCAGUAUGUUAGUGACGAUAAAACAUCUGUCAUAAUACCGCCAAAAAGCAACUCUAGUUUUCAAGUGAGCACCCACUUCCCAGUGACUUUGAAACUGGAGACGUCUGCCUUGCGCAACGUGUGCACUCAAUACUUCAAGUACGCAGAAUGCGGUGUAUAUACUUUAAAUGUUGUCUCCCUGUCACCCGACAACUUGACUGCAGGGACCUGUGAGCUACAAAUAAAUGCAGAAGGUCAAAACAGUGAAAUUCGUAAGUGUUUAACAAAUAUAUGCUUAGUGUGAACUUUGACGAUUUAAACU